AUGGCAUCCAGUUCGGAUGAAGGCGAAAUCAUUGAGGAGGGACAAGGGGACUUGAAGGCAACUUCACUUGCACGCCAUUCAGGAAACGGUAUUGACCGCCAAGACAGAAACCGAAGUAGACAAUCGUCUCCAGACCACGACUCUGCUUCCAGAUACAGCGGCUCUUCCCGCCGAAGUCGCUCCCCCCGCGGAUUCAAACGGACUCGUGACGAUGGAGAGCAAUACGGCCGUGGUCGAGAUCGUGACUCCAGGCAUGUUCGCGCUCGUUUCGAUGAUCCCCGCAGAAGUGACUACCGAAGGUCGCGCGUCUCUUACGACGAUCUAGAUCGACCGAAUGCUCAAUCUUCAAGCAAUUACGAUCGACGCUACAACGGCGACAGAGAGCGCCCUCGAGUCCGUUCUCGAAGUCGCGACAGAGAUCGUGGACGAGAUGAUUCGCGGUUCUCCGACAGGCCUGGUCGGCCCAGAAGUCGAUCCCCUCAUACAUUUCAGCGGUCGGGUAGGUCAGAUAAUGGAAAUUUUGCACGGGGGAGGCAAAAUCACGAUCGCGACUCAGCCAGAUCACUACAGUACGAUGACGACCCCCGUUCUCGGCGUAACAACGAUGUGUCCCAACGCCUUCCAGUAAAGGAUCCCUUGCCUGCCCGAAAUAACAUCGUUGAACAGCAGAAGGAGUCUCCAAAGAGUAUUCUAAAACAGAGCACCACUUUUACAGAACCUGACGACGACUAUGAAGAGCCGCAACAGAUCGACGAGGACGCCGAGAUUGAGCGUCGUCGACGCCGCCGCGAAGAAUUGCUGGCAAAAUCUAGUUCUGCGACGCCGCUUCUCCUCCACGCUGUCGGUGCAGCCGCAGAUAGGAGUGCUCGAGGGGCUUCCCCAGCAUCCACACAGCCAGAGACGCCUCAAAUGUCAUCGUUCGAGUGUGAAACCCCUCGUACGCCUCGAUCCGAUUUUGCGUCUCCCCGUUCGCCCGAACCGUCGCCAGGUGGAAUCAACAUGCUCAACGACAAGGAACUUAUGAACACUCAUAGCAUUGCCAAAGCUGAUGAAGAGGAUGGGCCGUCAGCGGCUGACUACGAUCCUACUGCGGACAUGAAGGAAGAUGAACGCCGAGACGAGCUCAGACACGGCCAUACGGUAUUACAUGGUGAGAGCAUAGCCGAGACGAUCGAAACCAAAGGAGAUAAUGGCGCUCAAGACGACUCUACGGCCAAUGCUGGCGAGAAAGCUGACGACGAUGAAUUUGACAUGUUUGCCGACGAUAUUGACGUUGACAAUUAUGCUAGCAAGCAUACCAAAGCUGUUCGCGGCCAAGAUGGUUCCGCUCAAGCUUCACAAGCCGACGACAAAGGUGGCAUUCUCGAAGGCGACGAUAAAGACGGAUAUUACAAAAUCAGAAUUGGUGAGAUACUUGAUGGCCGAUAUCAAGUGCAAGCAACCCUCGGAAGAGGCAUGUUUUCCGGUGUUGCUCGAGCAGUUGAUAUCAAUACCAAACAAGUAGUGGCUAUCAAGAUGAUGCGAAACAAUGAUGCUUUACGAAAAGGCGGAUACACCGAGAUUGCCAUCUUGCAGAAGCUUAACGAUGCUGAUCCAGAAAACCGGAAGCACAUCGUCAAGUUCGAGCGACACUUUGACUAUCGCGGUCACCUGUGCAUGGCCUUUGAAAAUCUCAGCAUGAAUCUGCGCGAGGUGUUGCGCAAAUUCGGUAACAACGUGGGCAUAAACCUAGGGGCAACGAGGACAUACGCAUAUCAGAUCUUCGUUUCAUUAGCCCACAUGCGGAAAUGCAGUAUUGUCCAUGCUGAUCUCAAGCCGGAUAAUAUUCUGGUCAAUGAACAACGCAAUGUUCUCAAGAUUUGCGAUUUGGGCACGGCUAUUGAUAGAUCCGAUGCUGCAACAGCACAUAAUCAGAUUACGCCAUACUUGGUCAGUCGAUUCUACCGCGCACCAGAGAUUAUCUUGGGUAUGCCUUACGAUUAUGGGGUUGAUAUGUGGUCCAUCGGGUGCACUCUUUACGAGCUGUACACGGGCAAGAUUCUGUUCACCGGCGACAGUAACAAUCAGAUGCUCAAAGCGAUCAUGGAGAUCCGCGGCCGUCUCACUCCGAAGCUGUUUCGUCGCGGUCAGCUGUCAGCUGCACAUUUUGACGAACAGGGCCAGUUUGUGAGUGUCGAGCGCGACAAGGUCUUGGGAAAGACUGCCGUCAGAACGCUGGCCGUUGUGAGGCCAACGCGAGAUUUGCGUACCCGCCUAAAUGCCGCAUCGACAGGGAUGAACGAUGCUGAGGCCAGGCAUCUCAAUCACUUCAUCGACUUGUUGGAACAAUGCCUCGCGCUGAACCCAGACAAGAGGAUUACACCGAGUGAGGCGUUGAAGCAUCCAUUUUUCGCCUCCAAGACGUCAGCAACCAACGGGAGGCGUUGA
Molecule: messenger RNA, 2427 nt
Organism: Pochonia chlamydosporia 170
Lineage: Eukaryota; Fungi; Ascomycota; Sordariomycetes; Hypocreales; Clavicipitaceae
Product: CMGC/DYRK/PRP4 protein kinase
Exons: 3
Coding region: 1-2427 (808 amino acids)
Biological process (GO): peptidyl-threonine phosphorylation; mRNA cis splicing, via spliceosome; peptidyl-serine phosphorylation
Molecular function (GO): ATP binding; protein serine/threonine kinase activity
Source: RefSeq, a predicted model, not a curated record